UCAAUAUGGCGCAGAUAGUUGAGCUGUGUGUCGGUGUGUUGAUGUGAUUUAGUGAAUUUUUUUUUGUGAAAAAUGCCGAAAAAACGUGCUGUAAGUGAAUAAUUCUGCACUUAAUGGCAAGAUAAAUUGGCAUAUAUUUAAUUUCUGGUCAAAAAUUGCUAUUAUCUUAUUUAUUUCUUGGCGAUAUAUGUACAAAAUGGCUAGCAAGACGAAAGCCUAUACCUUUGACGAUGAUGAGGAUAUUGAUGAGUCGUCUGGGUCAGAUUUUGACGAUGAUGAAGAUCCAGACAAAAUUGAAGUUCCAGGUGGUGGAAAGGAUCUCGAGACAGCAGUGAUUUAUGCAAAAAACAGCCAAAAGGGUCAAAAUGAGAAUGCCACAGUUACAUCACAAUCCAAUGUGGCAUCUGCUGGUGGUACCAAGAUUAAGACAGAGAGCAAAGUUGGUGGAUCAAAGGGUGGAAGUACCCUUGGCUAUGAUAGCCUAAAGCAAAAUGCACCAGGAAUGCCCUUUGCCAUGGGUUCGAGUGGUAUGAUGGGUGGCAUGGGAUUGGGUGGAAUGUCCGGAUACUAUCCUGGAAGUAGCAUGGCAGCGUCACUGUUGGCGCAGAGUAAGUCCCAAAGUACAAAUAAAAUGGAAAUGGCAGGAUUUGGUUUUGGAGGAAUGGGUGUUGGGGCAUCAGCUUCUGGAACAAAUCCCAUGUCAAAUCUCAAUCAAUUUAUGCUACAAAACUUAAGCAAUCUCAUAGCGGCCAAUCCGAGUUUCCUCACCGGUGGUAUUCCUACAAAGCUUCUGUCGCAAAUGUGGACUCCGGAUCCAUCAAAGCAAAUGAAUCAAGUACCGGAGGAGGAAGAGGCCGAAGAUGAGGAAAUGGGUGUUGCAGAGACUUAUGCCGACUAUAUGCCAGCUAAAUUAAAACUGGGCAAGAAACAUCCUGAUCCCGUGGUUGAAACAGCAUCCCUGUCAUCAGUGGAACCGGCCGAUGUGUCGUACAAACUUUCCAUUCCUGAAGAUGUGAUUGAAGGUGGACUGUUGAGUGCACUGCAACUUGAAUCAAUUACGUAUGCGUCUCAGGCGCAUGCUCACAUCUUGCCGGAUGGUUCGAGGGCGGGCUUUUUGAUUGGUGAUGGUGCCGGUGUUGGCAAAGGUCGUACAAUUGCGGGCAUCAUUUUUGAAAAUUACCUUAAGGGUCGCAAGAGAUCACUAUGGAUAUCUGUGUCGAAUGAUCUCAAAUAUGAUGCAAUUCGUGAUCUCAAAGAUAUUGGGGCGCAUAGAAUUGAUGUACAUGCCCUCAAUAAGUUCAAAUAUGCCAAGAUAUCGUCAAGUGUGAACAAUAAUGUGAAGAAGGGUGUAAUUUUUAGUACAUAUUCAGCUCUCAUUGGUGAAUCCCAGAGUACUGGUGGCAAGUACAAGUCACGACUUAAGCAAUUGCUGCAUUGGUGUGGGGAGGAUUUCGAUGGGGUUAUUGUAUUUGAUGAGUGUCACAAGGCCAAGAAUCUCUGCCCCGUGGGAUCAAGUAAGCCCACCAAAACUGGUUUAACGGCUCUCGAACUGCAGAAUAAAUUGCCCAAAGCCAGGGUGGUUUAUGCAUCGGCCACAGGAGCCUCUGAGCCGAGAAAUAUGGCUUAUAUGGUGAGACUGGGAAUUUGGGGGGCAGGAACACCUUUUGCAUCCUUCAAUGACUUCAUAACGGCCGUGGAGAAGCGUGGAGUUGGCGCUAUGGAAGUCGUGGCAAUGGACAUGAAAUUGCGUGGAAUGUACAUUGCACGUCAGUUGAGCUUCCAUGGGGUCAGUUUCAAAAUUGAAGAAGUGGCUCUUUCGGAUGAAUUCAAGAAGGUGUACGAUCAAUCUGUAGAGUUGUGGGUGGAGGCUAUGCAAAAGUUCACAGAAGCAGCAGAAUUAAUUGAUGCUGAGAGUCGAAUGAAGAAGACAAUGUGGGGUCAAUUUUGGUCAGCACAUCAACGCUUUUUCAAGUAUCUCUGCAUAGCAUCGAAGGUGAAUCAUGCUGUUGUCGUGGCGCGAGAGGCUAUAAAAUAUGGAAAGUGUGUGGUAAUUGGAUUACAAUCGACUGGAGAAGCGCGAACAUUGGAGCAACUGGAGCGUGAUGAUGGUGAACUAUCGGACUUUGUGUCAACGGCCAAGGGUGUAUUCCAGUCACUGGUGGAGAAGCAUUUUCCAGCCCCAGAUAGAAGUCGCAUCCAGCGACUUUUGGGCAUUGAAGCUCCACCAAAAAGGACAACACUGCAGAUGAUCAUGGAGGAGGAACCACAGACAUCGACUGCAAGUGUGACCAAUAAGAGAAAGUCCUCCCGUCAGGCUGCUCAGAAAUCUAAACGUUCCCGCAAAAAUUCCUCAGAUGCAUCAGAUUCGGAUGCUGAUGCGUCCGAUGACUCUUUUAAGGUGUCCGGAAGUGAAUCUGAGGAGAGUGAACCACAAUCAGAUGACUAUCAGAGUUCUGAUUUUAAUCCAUUUGAAUCUGAUUCGGAUUCUGAUGCUGAUCCCUGGGUGGGACGACAGAAAAAGACCAAGAAGAAGGCACCAAAGGGGAGUCCCAAGAAGAAGCCAGUGACAACGCAAGAUAAGAUUCAGCAACUCCUGACGAAGAAGCAGACUGAACAGACGCCAGUUAUUCAUACGAAUGGAAUGAAGAUUCAUGGUGGACCUCCGCCAAAGGAUGCCAUCGAGAGGGCAUGUACCAUGAAGGAUGAAUUGCUGGAGAAGAUUGAGAGACUGGGAGAGGAUUUGCCGCCAAAUACGCUCGAUCAGUUGAUUGAUGAACUCGGUGGGCCGGAGAAUGUGGCGGAGAUGACGGGCCGGAAGGGUCGUGUGGUUCAGACGGAAGAUGGGCAAAUUCAGUAUGAGUCGCGAUCGGAGCAAGAUGUGCCCCUCGAGACGUUAAAUUUGACUGAAAAAGGACGUUUUAUGAAUGGCGAGAAGGAUGUGGCAAUUAUCUCAGAAGCCGCCUCGUCGGGUAUCUCGCUCCAGAGUGACCGUCGAGUGAGAAAUCAGAGACGACGUGUGCACAUCACACUAGAGCUGCCAUGGUCAGCAGAUAGGGCUAUUCAGCAAUUUGGCCGAACUCACCGAUCCAAUCAGGUCAAUGCCCCCGAAUAUAUUUUCCUCAUAUCGGAUCUGGCAGGAGAACGGCGUUUUGCCUCGACAGUGGCCAAGCGUCUUGAAUCCCUGGGUGCUCUGACACACGGUGAUCGUCGUGCCACGGAAACCAGAGAUCUCUCGCAGUUCAACAUUGACAACAAAUACGGGCGAAGUGCACUGGAGGCUGUCAUGAAGACCAUCAUGGGCUAUGAGCAGCCCGUGGUGCCUCCACCGGCUGACUACAAAGGGGAUUUCUUCAAAGAUAUUGCUGGGGCUCUCGUGGGGGUUGGUCUCAUUGUCAACAGUGAGGCUAUGCCGGGUAUUUUGAGCUUGGACAAGGACUACAACAAUAUCUCCAAGUUUCUCAACAGAAUUCUCGGGAUGCCCGUUGAACUGCAAAAUCGACUGUUUAAGUACUUCACGGAUACACUUGCAGCUAUUAUUACUCAAGCUAAGAAACUGGGAAGAUUUGAUCUUGGAAUUCUCGACUUGGGAGCUGCAGGUGAAAAUGUGACAAGGAUAAAACUGACUAAAUUCAUCCGACGACAUGCAACUGGAGUUGCUCCCACCGAAUUGCACACUGUGCACGUUGAACGUGGCAUGAUCUGGCAGGAGGCUAUUGACAAAUGGGCAGAUCUGGCUAGUGAGAAAGAGGGUUUCUACUUGUCGCAUCAGACACGAAAUGGCAAGCAGACAGCAAUUUUGGUGUGUUUUGUGGAGACUGCAGGGGUGAAGAAGAAGAAGGAUGAGAAGAAGAAAAAGGAUAUUUUGUGUCAGAUUUAUCGUCCCAACACUGGAUUGCAAUUUAGACAAGAGUCUCUGGCGGAGAUUGAGAAGAAGUAUAAGAAGGCAAGUAGUGAGGAGGCUGAACAGCAUUGGAUGCAGCAAUACGAUGCAUCAGUCAAUACAUGCUCUCAUGCCUAUUGGAGGGGCAAUUGCAGAAAUGUAUCCAUGGGACAGGAUUGUGAGGUUGGACUUCGUCGACGAACUUACACCGUUCUCGCAGGAUCUGUGCUGACGGUGUGGUCUCGUGUAGAGCACGUCCUAACAUCUCGUUCUGGUGCCAAUAACAAAAUGCAAGUGAUUCGGAUGAAGACAAAGGAAGGACAGAAGAUUGUGGGGACACUUAUUCCCAAGAACUGUGUCGAUAUUCUCGUGGAAGACUUGAAGCGUGAUGCUGAAAAAGUGGAAGAGCAGUCUUUCCAAAAUUAGGAUUUUCGCUAUAUAGACAAAAGAAAAACACACACACCUAAAGGUAUGUUGUUAUUCCCUGACAAAAAAAAUAUUAAACCAAAAAAACUCCUUUCGUUAUCUUAAAAAAAAACACAAAAAAGAUUGGCAAUUAUCUGCCCGAAAUUUAAAAUAAAAAAAUCGUCACUGUUCAUUACUACUUUAGGCAAAAAUAAACAUACUAAUGAAGUAAUUAACUAAAAAAAAAUGAAGAAAUAUAAUAACCAUACUAUCAGUUAGUGGAUAUAUAAUUUUAGAAUCUUAAGUUAAUGAAGAAAACUGUCCGCGAUUCUCUUGCGAUUUAAAAAAAAAAACAAGAAUAUUUUAGUUAAAAAGAAAAAAAAAUAUGUUUAAGUGAAGUAGGUUAUAGAAGGAUCUCCAUGUGAAAGGAAUCAAUAAAACUAGGUGUGUAUAUUAACACUACUUUUUAUAAUUUAUUUUAAAAUAAGUUACGUCCCGUACUUUAUAAAGUAGAAUAUAAUAUGAAGAAAAAAAAAAAGGAAAAAGAACAUUCUUGAACAUUUCUGCUACCUACAGAUAUAAAUUUAUGAAAUAUCAGCAAUUAAUGUCUAGAUAUAAUGCAAUCAUGAUAAAAUAGAGACAUGAAUAAAGUCUGUGAAAUGAAUAAAUUA
Messenger RNA from Phlebotomus papatasi, 4956 nucleotides. It is a transcript of the gene sno, whose product is annotated as protein strawberry notch. The transcript is spliced from 12 exons. Bases 188 to 4306 code for a protein of 1372 amino acids. The record is from RefSeq and is a predicted model, not a curated record. Gene Ontology annotation, biological process: regulation of DNA-templated transcription. NCBI's taxonomy places the organism in Eukaryota, Metazoa, Arthropoda, Insecta, Diptera, Psychodidae. Gene Ontology annotation, cellular component: nucleus. Gene Ontology annotation, molecular function: chromatin DNA binding; histone binding.